This is a messenger RNA of Exophiala oligosperma, 1287 nucleotides long. RefSeq lists its product as uncharacterized. Lineage: Eukaryota; Fungi; Ascomycota; Eurotiomycetes; Chaetothyriales; Herpotrichiellaceae. The record is from RefSeq and is a predicted model, not a curated record. The coding region runs from base 120 to 893 and encodes 257 amino acids. The transcript has 3 exons. Gene Ontology annotation, biological process: 'de novo' protein folding. Gene Ontology annotation, cellular component: endoplasmic reticulum membrane; endoplasmic reticulum.
UCUUGAUCAGGGUGAGAGAGGGUCAGAUUGAAACAACACAUCCAACCUGCGGUUUUCUGUCACUCCAACCUCAUCUCUUCUGUUGUCACUCCUUCGUUUCGCAGAUCAGAAAUGCAACAAUGAUUCCAUCGAUACAAAGUGCCUUUCUCCUCUCCGUCGCUCUCGCGACAUCCCUGAGUAGCGCGCAGGGCGACGCUUCGCUUGUUGGAACAUGGUCGACAAAAUCCAAGAAAGUCGUCACUGGGCCGGGCUUUUACGAUCCUGUAAAUGACAGGUUCAUCGAACCCGAACUCGCAGGGAUCUCGUACUCCUUCACCAGCGAUGGCUAUUAUGAAGAGGCUUAUUAUCGCGCCAUUGCAAACCCGACGACACCACACUGCCCUUCCGCCAUCAUGCAAUGGCAACACGGAACCUACACACUCCCGGGCAACGGCAGCCUUGUAUUGACACCCUUCGGGGUCGACGGCCGACAAUUGACAUCCUCACCAUGCUCGGGCGACACUGGAAUAUAUGUUCGCUAUGAACAGGCCGAAUUGAUGAAGAGCUACCAAGUCAUCACAGAUCCUUUUCACAAUGUACCACGCCUGAACCUCUUCAAGUUCGAUGGCUCUCCAAUUCAGCCAAUGUAUCUCGUCGCCACACCGCCACAGAUGCUACCGACACAGACACUUAACCCAACCAGUGUAGCGAGUGCGACUGGCAAGAGUCGUGUAAAACGGACGGACGGUGGUGACGGCGAUCAUGCACAAGAACCGCUCCAACCCCUCAACCAACAUGCUUUCACCUCCAGGUUACCUAGCAAAGAUUCAUUUAACCCUGAUCAUUGGUGGUGGGCUGGCGUAGGAUUGACUGCGCUGGGCACCGUCAUGUAUAUGAUGCCCACUUCGGUAUAAAGGACACACGAAGGAUCCGGCGUUGAUUAGCGUGUGGACGGCAGCUCAAAAAUGUAUCAAGACUCGGCAAGCGUUCUUGUGAUUUAUUUUGGCAGGAGUCUUGUUUCAGUUAUCUGGGCGACGUCGGGCACAGUUGCGCUCGUAUGUUGAAGGCCCAUGAACUGCUGGCAUCGUCUUGGUGUUGGGCCAUAUCCGGAUGACAUUGCACUGGGCGGAGUAAUGGGCUACGAGUUACCUUUGGAAUAGAUGCUGAAUUCAGGGAGUAUUGUCAAUGGCGCACUUGGUUCUACGGAUACCCCUGAUGCAAUAGCCAUACAAGUAUUCAUUCAAUACGGAGUAAAUAGUACCUACAUGUACAACUCGUGCAUGCGUAAAUUAUUCAUAACGAAGACAG